Molecule: messenger RNA, 1049 nt
Organism: Vespa mandarinia (Asian giant hornet)
Lineage: Eukaryota; Metazoa; Arthropoda; Insecta; Hymenoptera; Vespidae
Product: odorant receptor 13a-like
Biological process (GO): sensory perception of smell; detection of chemical stimulus involved in sensory perception of smell
Cellular component (GO): plasma membrane
Molecular function (GO): odorant binding; olfactory receptor activity
Source: RefSeq, a predicted model, not a curated record
UAUACUGCCUGCAGUAUAAUGCCAGUGAUAAUAGUAUUGCUUAAAAUAUCGAUAUUUAUGUUACACCGUACGAAAAUGAUGAACUUGAUAAAAUAUACUCAAGAAAACUUUUGGUAUCGGGAAUACGAUGAUUUUGGUCAAAAGAUAUUAAAUGAGAUCGAUAAAAAGGGAAUACUUUUGAUGUGUUCCUUCACGUUUUUUGUUCAAGGAACCGCUGUUACUUAUACCCUGACACCGAUAAUAGAAAACUUGGGUAAAAAUGAUAGCGAUAGGAUUCUACCGUUCAAGAUAUGGAUCGAUCUACCUUUUUCAAUGAGUCCUUAUUUCGAGAUAUUCUUUACGAUUGAGACUCUCGCCCUGAUACACACCGCCGUUUGUUUUGCCUGUUUCGAUAAUUUUUUAUGCCUCUUAAGCAUGCACGCCGCCGGUCAAUUCAAAAUACUACAGCACAAGCUCGAGACGAUUUUUGAUUGGGGCGUUAACGUAUCAUUGAAAACUGUCAUAACGUUGAAUAACGAAAGAUUAAAUGAUUGCAUUAAGAGGCACAAUGAAUUGAUUAAUUAUAUUGAUAAAUUGGAAAAUAUAUUUACUCACACGAUGUUGUGCCAAUUGUUAAUAUCAAGCGUGAUGCUUUGCGUAGCUGGAUUUCAAAUGUUCUUGUCACAAGGAACAUUGAUAAGGAGGAUGAUAUUUGUCGCUCAUACCAACGGAUGCUUCUUCCAACUCUUUGCAAUAACUUUGACAGCAAAUGAGGUAUUGAUUGCCAGUCAAGCUAUAAGCGAGGGCGCUUACGCCGCAAAUUGGGCCUUCCUCCCUUCAGAAAUUUUUACCAACAUAAGUGGAAGUCUUAUAAUGAUUAUGAUCCGAGCACAAAAACCUUGUUGCAUAACUGCAGGCGGAUUUUUUCCUGUCUCCCUCGAAACAUGUAUGGCGGUCUUGAAGACAGCAGCUUCUUACUUCACGUUGUUGAGAACAUUCGAUGACGAAAACGAUUGAAUUUUUCUAUCGAAGAAAAUGUGAAAAUGGAAAAAAGAAAAGAGAGAAAAUAU